GGCAACCAACAGAGGAAUAAAUCGCCUUUUAAUUCACUGGAUUCUUUAAAACGGGACUUCAAUUUACAGCCAUUUACAGUUCAACACAUACCAGCCUCGGUAAAGAGGAGGAAAUAUUCUCUAGCAAGUCCUGCAUGGUGGGCGUGUUGCACAGAGAUGGCGUUGGAGGAAGGAGCGAGGAGCUGUCUGCUGCGCUUUCGCCACAGACUGGAGGACGACAUCAAGCCCUCCUUCCUGAUGGACCACAUGAUCAGUGAUGGUGUGCUGACUGUGGAUGAGGAGGAGAGGAUCAGGACAAAGUCCACCAGGAAGGACCAGGCUGCGGCUCUGCUGGAGCUGCUGCUGAGGAAGGACAACCGUGCCUACAUCUCCUUCUACAAUGCCCUGAUCAAGGAGGCAUACGAUGAUUUGGCCAAUCUGCUUCACGAUGACCUACCACACAUGAUGCCUGAUGCACAUAAGAGCUCCUCUAACGGCUGCACACCGUAUGUCCAGACAGUGCUGAGUGAAGGCGGCGUGCCACAGAGGCCCGUGGUGUUUGUCAGCAGACCAGAGCUCGUGAACCGGGUCAGGGAGAAACUGUACCGACUACAGAAGGAGCCUGGCUGGGUCACCGUCUUCGGCAUGGCUGGCUCUGGGAAAUCUGUCCUGGCUGCCGAGGCUGUCAGACACCAUGGACUCAUUGAGGAGUGCUUCCCUGGAGGGAUCCACUGGUUGUCCAUCGGCCAGCUGGACAAACCAGACUUGCUGGUGAAGAUCCAGUCAUUGUGUUUCCGUCUGGAGCAGGGCCUGGAUUCCCAGUCGCUCCACCAUCGGCCCCCCAAUUCUCUGGACGAGGCCAAGGAGCGCCUGCGCUUCCUCAUGCUGCGCAGAUAUCCAAGAUCUUUGCUAAUUCUAGAUGACAUCUGGGACAGCACAGUGCUGAAGGCGUUUGAUAUUCACUGUCGGAUACUUUUGACCACCAGAAACAGAAGCCUGACUGACUCCGUUAGUGGUGCCAGGUAUGAGGUGGGAGUGGAGAGUGGUCUGGAUGAAAACAAGGGACUGGAGAUCCUCGCUCUGUACACUCAAACUAAACUCCAGGGACUUCCUGAGGAGGCUCGCAGCAUCGUCAGAGAGUGUAAAGGUUCGCCUCUGGUUGUGUCUCUGAUCGGAGCUCUACUCAAAGAAAAACCCAACCGUUGGCGUUAUUACCUUCGCCAGUUACAGCAAAAGCAGUUCAAGCGUAUCAGGAAGUCAUCGUCUUACGACUACGACGCCCUCGACCAAGCCAUGGCUGCAAGCAUUGAAGUCCUACCUGAGGAGCAUCGAGAGCUCUACAGGGACCUCACUGUGCUGGAGAAGGACAUCAAAGUGCCUGCCAAGGUGCUGUCCGUUCUGUGGGAGCUGGAGCCGGAGGAGGUGGAGGACAUUCUUGAGGAGUUUGUCAACAAGUCUCUGCUCUUUGUGGACAGUCACAAUAAACCCUACCUUUACUACCUCCACGACCUCCAGCUGGACUUCCUGGAGGAGCAGAAUCGCACCCAGCUCGAGAGCCUGCACUCUAAAGUGGUGCAUCAGUACCAGCAGCACUACAGAGACGGUCCUCCCACCUCAGGAGACGAGGAAUGUCUCUACUGGAUCAGAUUCCUGACAUACCACAUGGCCAAAGCCAACCUCUCCCAGGAGCUCUACUCGCUCAUGUUUUCUCUGGACUGGGUCAGCAUCAAGUCCCAGAUCAUGGGUCCGGCUCACCUCAUCAACGACUAUGUGGAGUACGGACCCAUUCUGGACAAAGAGAACAGUGAAGUCCGCAGUCACUUCCAGGAGUUUCUCUCUCUGAACGGCCACCAGCUGGAGCAGCGUCCUUUCCCCGACGUGGUGCAGCUAGCUCUGUCUCAGCCGCACACCUCUGAGGUCUACAGGCAGGCUCUGCUGCAAGCGCAGGACCGAGCUGGCACAGGGAAACUCUACUUUGACUGGCUGAAUAAGAGCAGUGUAGAGAGUCUGUCCCGUCUGGUGAUCCACCCCCACCAGGGCUCCAUCUACUCGGCCUGCUUCUCCCACGAUGGAACGAAGAUCGCCUCCAGCGGAGCCAGCAAGACACUCAAGGUGUUUAAGAGCACCUCAGGUGAGAAGCUCACAGAGAUCCAGGCCCAUGACGACGAGGUGCUCUGCUGUGCCUUCUCCCCUGACGACCGUCUCCUAGCAACCUGCUCCAGCGACAGGAAAGUCAAGGUGUGGAACGUGGAGCGAGCCAUGUUGCUGAGGGUCUUUGAGGAGGAGCAUGAAGAGCAGGUCAACCACUGUCAGUUUACCAACACGACGCGACGCCUCCUGCUGGCCACCUGCUCCAACGACAAAUUCCUGAACGUCAAGCUGUGGAACCUCAACAAACCCUCCUCCCAGAACACCAUGUUUGGUCACUUUGAGCCCGUCAAUCACUGCUGUUUCUCCCCCGAUGACACCUAUGUGUCCACUUCCUCCAACGACGGUACCGUUAAGCUAUUUCAGGUGUCAUCUGCCAAUGAGUGGAAGACAGUCAAUGUGAGGGACAUGUUUACAGAGAGUGAUGAAGACGUCCUCGUCAAGUGCAGCACCUGGACCGCUGACGGCAAACGCAUCGUAUGUGCAGCUCGUAACGCUGCUCUGGUGUUUGAUGUUGAGACGUCGGACAUGUUGUUGGAGAUCAGAACAAAUCGUCUGAGCACUGUGCAAUACUGUCACGCCUGUCCUACCAGUAACCUGCUGGCAAUCGCCUUCUCAAACUAUGCAGUGGAGCUGUGGGACUUGGAGGCCAAUAAGAAGAUGGCUGACUGCAGCGGUCACCUGAGUUGGGUCCAGCGCGUCCAGUUUUCUCUUGACGGCUCGCAGCUGCUCUCCUGCUCUGACGACCAGACCGUCAGGUUAUGGGAGACUAAAAAGGUGCACACGUCCUCAGCUGUCUGCCUGAAAAGAGACUCUGACGUUCUCUUCAAUGAUGAAGAAAUCAUAGUGUCAGCUGCAGACAACUGCAACAGACUGCAGGUGCGUGAUAGCAGGACAGGAUCGGUGCUGUUCCAGUCGGAGGAGAUGUCGUCCAGGAUCAGGUGUACGUGUAUGUGCAGGCAGCCCUCUGCUGUGGCCCUGGGACAGGAGGACGGCACCGUACAGGUGUUGGAGGUGCCCUCUGGGAAGCUCCUUGCCACUCUGCUGGGACACACAAAGACGGUGUUGCACUGCCGGUUCAGCCAGAACGGCCAUACACUCAUCACAUCCUCCGAGGACACCACCAUAAGGGUGUGGAGGUGGCAGUCUGGGGAGUGUAAAGUACUGCAGGGUCACAAAGAACAGGUCAGAUGCUUCUCUCUACUCACCAACUUACCCACCGAUACAAGACUGCUGUCCUGGUCCUUCGAUGGUACUGUCAAGAUGUGGGACCUAGAAAGCGGAGAGAAGCUGCAGGACAUUGAGGCUCAUCGGGGAGCCAUCCUGUCCUGUCAUGUCUCGCCAGACGGAUGCCUCUUCGCCACCACCUCUGCUGACAAGACCGCUAAGUUGUGGCAAUGUGAGUCCUGGCAGUGCCUCCACAUGCUGAGCGGCCAUCAAGACUGUGUCCGAAGCUGCCGAUUCUCCUGGGACAGCCGACGCCUCGCAACCGGAGAUGACAACGGAGAGAUUCGGCUCUGGAGUGUGAAGGAUGGCUCUCUGCUCAAGAUUUUGUCUCGGGAAGGUAAAGACGGCAUGGACUCACUGCACGGAGGCUGGCUGACCGACCUGCACUUCUCCCCAGACAACUCUCUCCUGGUCUCAACUGGUGGCUACAUCAAGUGGUGGGAUGUGGACAAAGGCGAGGCGCUGCAGACCUUCUUUCCAACGGGAACAGCGCUGAAGAGGAUCCAUGUCUCAUCCGACUUCUCCACCUUCGUCACCAUUGACAGCAUCGGUAUCCUCUACAUCCUGCAGAAGGUAGUGUGACAUCCCACUCCAAAAGACCAAAAAGAGGGAAGUUCUCUUCUAACCAAACACUGCAUUUGUCUUACAAAAUCUACAGACUGUACACACACGCUUGCAGAGGGCUGAAAUGAAAGCUGCUGCAUCCAAGAACCAAACAUUUCUGAUACCAGGUUUACAUUCAGGCUGAAAGUAGUCACCAGCAUUACAAACAAUCACUGUCACUUCUGUGGGGUCAAACGACUCCGCUGACUUUACCAGUUUGCACCAGCUCUCAGUGAAACUGCUCCAGUGACAAUCAAUCAUCGGAGGCGUCGAUGCACCAUGAAACUCUAAAAAAAACCCUGCUCCAAUCUCUGUUUUAUGUUUUGUAGAAAGAAUAGAGCAGCAAUUCUUAUACAAAGCAAAAUGUUCACAUCAAAAAUGCGUUUUUUGACGAUCAGAUCUUCACCAGCAGAUCUUUUGAAUCAUUAAUACCUAAUAAAAAGGUAUAUGAUA
Plectropomus leopardus (leopard coralgrouper) is the source of this 4410-nucleotide messenger RNA. It is a transcript of the gene apaf1, whose product is annotated as apoptotic peptidase activating factor 1. Gene Ontology annotation, molecular function: ADP binding; protein binding. Gene Ontology annotation, cellular component: apoptosome. NCBI's taxonomy places the organism in Eukaryota, Metazoa, Chordata, Actinopteri, Perciformes, Serranidae. The record is from RefSeq and is a predicted model, not a curated record. Gene Ontology annotation, biological process: regulation of apoptotic process; apoptotic signaling pathway.